Aureobasidium melanogenum CBS 110374 is the source of this 1005-nucleotide messenger RNA. RefSeq lists its product as uncharacterized. NCBI's taxonomy places the organism in Eukaryota, Fungi, Ascomycota, Dothideomycetes, Dothideales, Saccotheciaceae. Gene Ontology annotation, biological process: ubiquitin-dependent protein catabolic process. Gene Ontology annotation, molecular function: ubiquitin protein ligase activity. The record is from RefSeq and is a predicted model, not a curated record. The annotation marks the transcript as partial. Gene Ontology annotation, cellular component: cytoplasm. The transcript has a single exon.
AGGAUUAUUGUCGGCGUGAAGUACUGCUUCCGCUACAACCAGCGUAACCGUCAGCGCGCACUCGGUGAGGAUGGUAAUCCCAUUGACCUUAUGGCCAUGCCUCGCCCCCACAGACGCCGAAGGGAGAAGAAACUCAUGACCAUGGACGACGUAAACGAGCGCUUCCCUCUCACCAAGUACAAGUUAUGGAGGGCUUCACGCGAGGCCGAUGGGCUGCCUGCCGCCGGCGGUGUGAGUGCUGCUCCAAGUCGCGCUCCAAGCAUUCGACACUCCAAUCCGCCAGACCAGCACGAGUCACCUCAGUCUCCUCGUACUACUCUUGAAAUGGCUCAGCAACAUCAUGUCAAUACCGCUGCCGCUGCCUCAUCGACUGCCGCUGCUACUUCUUACGACAAGGUCCCACUGGAAAAGGCAGAGACCGUCGCAUCGUCCAUGCAUGAGAACGAUCACGAGUCUGACGACGAAGACGAUCCAAUUCGGACUGCUGCGCCACCUGAGAUGGUUGCGCCCCCUGGUGAUACUUGCGCUAUCUGUCUGGAUAACCUCGAAGAUGACGAUGAUGUUCGCGGUCUCACUUGUGGCCACGCCUUCCACGCGGCAUGUCUUGAUCCUUGGCUCACUUCCCGUCGUGCAUGCUGCCCUCUAUGCAAGGCCGACUACUAUGUUCCAAAGCCUCGUGCUGCAGACGACGCUGACGAGACUGGUCGUAGGGAGCGCGGUAUGCGUUUACCCUCCAGCCCUGCCGCUGCUUGGAUUGGUGGUCGUAGAUCAGGGAACACGGGCAGAAGGCGCAUGAUGCUAGGCGGUCCAAGGUUUCUGGUUGGCGAACCUCAUACAGAACAACACGGCGUCCCAGAGAUCGUGCAAGGCGAUCCAAGCACAGCCGAUCGACAAGAAGCUCAAGGUGGAUGGCUCAGCAGACUGCCGCGAUUCUCGAAUCCUCUUCGACGUGGGAACAACACAACUACUACACCAGGUGAUCUUGAAGCUGGAACUUCGAGAUGA